Molecule: messenger RNA, 1848 nt
Organism: Orbilia oligospora ATCC 24927
Lineage: Eukaryota; Fungi; Ascomycota; Orbiliomycetes; Orbiliales; Orbiliaceae
Exons: 2
Coding region: 1-1848 (615 amino acids)
Molecular function (GO): protein binding
Source: RefSeq, a predicted model, not a curated record
AUGGCGAUGGACAUGGAACUUUGUCCUCAGGUCAACAGGUUCAGCCUGGCGUUCCCCGAAGGACCGUUUACCUUCAACAUCUCGCUCAAUAAAUCCGCCACAGGCUCCAGAUUAGGCGACGUUCUAACUCCAAUCGAAGACGAAACAAUCAGCACAAUUAAGACAACUAUAAUCAUAACUACUUCAUCGUCUUCAUCGUCGGCAUCAUCAUCAUCAUCAUCGUUUUCUUCUUCUUUUUCAUCGCCACCGUCAUCAACAGAAUCUGAACAUCGAGUCGCACCAAUCGAACGACUUCCUUCUGAGCUGCACACACAAAUAGCAAGCUACUUGACCCUCCCAUCCCUAAUCGUCAACCUCGCCUGGACAUCUCGACGACUCUAUUCCUCUCUGGGACCGACCAAUUGCCUUCUCUGGUACAAGAUACUAUAUCGUCGACUCGCGGAUAUUCCUUGUAAUCUAAGUUGUCCACUUGUUCCGCGAUUUUCCAAUAAUGUGGAUUAUUACCAGAGAUGUUUGGCGAUUAUGUGUAAUCGAUCCGGGGAGAAGGCUUGUCAGAGGUGUUUAUUGGUUGAUGAUGGGGUUGUCGGCGGCGGUACUGGAGCUCCGGGGGUAGUUGGUGGUGGGGGAGGAGGGAAGAAUGAGGAGAAAGGAGUACAGUUGGUGGAUAUUUAUGUUGCUGGAGUUUAUGGUGGUACUUGGUGCUGGGAAUGUGCCAAGCAGGUUUAUGAAUCGACUGCAAUAAUCAACCUACGAACUCCCCUUCCCUCGAUCCCGGAGACCCUGUUAACAACAAUCUAUCUAAACCCUUCCAGCACUCCAAAGCCUGGGUUCUUUGUGUCUCGCACCGCUAUUGCCGAGGCGAUAAAAGAGCAAUGCCCAAAUGGAGGGUAUACUCCUCUCAACAUCUCUUGGCACGCUGAACCGGAUAUUCGAGAAGCAAAGCCUUAUGUCAUCAGAAACAUAAUGAUACUCUACAAAAAAUGGUAUCAGCACCUUCAUAUCCUAUGCAGUCCUAAGGAGCUCGGGAUGGAAAUGAAGAAGUCUUUUGACAUCAAGAAAUUCAAAAUGAAUGCGGAUAGCUGUGUUCAGAACGACCUGAUCGACGCCGUGUUUGGUGUUGCGGGGAAAUAUCUAGCCUCUAAGGAGAUAGAAGAUGAAGAAAAAAGAGAAGAAGAGAGGAUUGAGGCCUGUAAGAAGUUUUUGUCAAUGUUCUUUGGAGUGCCCAAUACCACCAAAGCUGUCGAAUUCAAGAUGGCAGUACCAACCACAAGAUUUUUAGCAUUCAUUGCCAAAAGGUUCUGGAUCGCUAAGAUGAAGGAAGUAAGAAAGGGUAGUAUCCUAGACUUGAAUGGUAAGAACUGUGUGGAUGAUAAACCGAAGAGAAGGUGUGGAUAUUGCGUUUUGAAAGCAGAAGAGGAGGGCGACCUUGUCACGCAAACAUAUUCGCCGAUCUUACUUGUUUGCCACAUGUUAUCUGAGCAUUCUAAGAGGAUGUUAGAGAAUUGGCCCGAAGUGCCCAAUUUGAAGAAGGUUCAAGCGAUUAUGGAGAAGAAAGUUGAGGAGAAUAAAGUUGAGGAGACGAAAAUUAUCAAAAGAAAGCUUGCAAGGGAGAAGAAAAAAGGUACGCUGGAGAACGAAACGCAAAAAAGCGGGUUCGAUGGAGAAUCAAUUGAAGAUAUUAGAUUCUUGUUCGAAUCCAAUCUAGGCGUUGACAUCGACACGGAUGCCGACGAUGCCGACGCCGAGGGUGAGGAAGAUGACAUUGUGACCAACGGAGUCGGACAACUUACUAUUUCGGACCAAACAGGGACUGAUAACCAUCCCAUCAUCUUUGAACAAACUGAUUAA